Molecule: messenger RNA, 10194 nt
Organism: Mobula hypostoma (lesser devil ray)
Lineage: Eukaryota; Metazoa; Chordata; Chondrichthyes; Myliobatiformes; Myliobatidae
Exons: 50
Coding region: 1-9738 (3245 amino acids)
Source: RefSeq, a predicted model, not a curated record
AUGAUGUGUCACUUCCUCAGUGGUCAGAGUCUGUCCGGACCCUCAGCGGGGCGCCGGCGGCCGGCGGCCGGCGGUCGCGGUCCUCCCAGCUGUAGGGGGCGCAGAGGGUCGGCCCGGCCGGCCCGCCCGCUCGCCCGCGUAGGACGCGAGCCGGGCAGAAGCUCGCCCACGCGGCGGGGUUGGCUGGGGGUCAGGGCUGCUUCCCGGAGCCGGCGGCGGCCGCCGAGGGAGAGUCCAGCCGGGAGCCAGCAGCAGCAGCGGGGACCGCGCCGCCUUCCGCUGUCAGAUGAUCAGAAGGUGCUUUUGAAAAAUGAGCUGCAAAAGCUGGUUGCGUUUUAUCCUGAAGGCGUCAAUGUAACGAGACUAGCCAAGAAAUAUAGAAACAGAUACCGGAAGGAGCUGAAGAUAUUAGACUAUGGAUUUGAGUCCAUAGAACAGAUGGUGAAAUCGAUGUGUGAUGCUCUGUCUCUGAUACCUGGUACAACUGGCUUCAAUGUUAUCGCCAAACAGAAUACAGUGCCAAACAUGGCAAAUGCUAGUUCGCAGAUUCCAGUCACCUCUUUUGGGUUAUCUAAAACUCAGUCUUCGGAGGGUUUCAGUUCCGAACUUCUACCCUCUCUGACGCCACAUCCAGAUCCAAAAUCUUCAUUAGAUGAUCAGAAAACACGUUUGAAGAAUGAGUUGAGAAAUCUCAUCAGGACUUUCCCCGAAGGCAUCAUUUCAAAGAAGAUCGCUGACAGAUAUAAGAAUAAAUACUGGAAGGAAUUGAAAAUAUUGGACUACGGAUUUCAGUCAGUUGAAGAAAUGGUGAAAUCAAUGCCUGAUGUUCUGUACGUGACACCUACUGCAAAAGGCUUAAACGUUAAAGCCAGGAAGAUUGCAAAGACAGACAAGGCCAACGCAAGUUCGCAGAUUCCAGUUGCUGCUUUGGGUUUGUCUGAAACUCAGUCUUUGGGUGAUUUCAAUUCGGAACUUCCACCCUCUCUGACACUGUCUCCAGAUCCAAAAUCUUCAUCAGGUGACAAAUUGUCAGAAGUUUGCGAAGGAGUUUUGAACAUGCUUAAAAAUAACACAGAUGGCAUUGCAGUGCAUAAACUAGCAAAGGCAUACAAGUCAUGUUAUCAACGACCUAUCCAGCUGAACAUGUUCGGAUUGAAAUCUAUUCACGAACUGCUUCACCUUAUGAAGGAAAAAGUGUAUGUUCAACCCACAGGAGAGAAGCGCCGUGUUUUUGAGAGUAAGCCUAUGGCAGUUCAACUCAUGGAGCGACUGAGAAGUCAGAUCUUGGAGCUGUUCAACUCUGAGCCUGGUGGUAUCCCCGAGGCAAAGCUAUGUGAAUAUUACUGCAAGAAAUAUCGGCAGAAUUUAAAACUGAGCAAUUAUGGAUUUAGCAGCUUGAAAGAGCUGAUCAAGAAUCUGGGCGAUGUGCUGGAAGUAGUCGAUGUGCCAGCGUUAGGCAACGUGAUCAAACUGAGGACCAAACAAGAGGGACAGAACAACGUUAAUGUAGGAUUGUCAGCUUUGGUGCCAGGUGCUGCUGCAAAGAGUGUGAAUGUGCCCAUCAGAUACUUCUCAGCUCCUCAGAUGCCUCCCUUAGCUCCUGCCAAGGUAACGGGGAUGCAAGCUAUUCCAUUGAGUAACCUUUGGUCUGCCCUCCCAGUAAGAAUGCCAUUGGCUUCCAGACCAACAGAUCAAGGAUUGUUACCAUCUCCGUCAACAAGAUCUUUGGAGAACUGCUCUGAUCUAAGUACAAGACCAAAAGGUGGUAAGGAGGGGGAAACUGUGUACAAAAACCCUUUACCCACAGCAAAUUUCAGCCAGCCUGCAUCAAGUGGCAAAGCAAAUCCUGAAUUGCAGCAACUUGAGUCGUCCAUAUUUAAUCAAAAUAUCAAUGGUUCAGCCGCAGGAGGACAACGUUCAGCCUCUCCGGCACUCUCAUCAGUGUCUUCAGAAGACUUCCCUGCAUUGACAAAACUAAACCUGAGGAAGAUCAAGGAAGAGGAACUGAAGAAGAAAAGGUCAAUGCAUCGAUAUCCCCAAAGUUAUUAUAGGCAAGUAAGGGAGGAGCAAAACUCUGUAAUGCAGGAAAUCGAGAUAUUGGCCUCUGCUAAUCUAGGUCGCGAAAAAAAACCAUGCGUCACUUUGGAAGAAGUGAACCAACGAGCUGAAGAGUUUAUUCGUGCUCUGGCUGCUGAAGGAGAACAAGUUACUGAAAAGAAGGUAUUGACUAGAGUUUGCAGAUCCUUCAGAGUGGAGAAUUUAAGAAUCCUUGAGAUCUGGCCUCCUAAUAAACUUUCUGCAAUUCAAGAACUUCGACAGACACAGCGAGAAAUCACCACUUACAUUGAGGCUUUUGAGAGCAAUAGGUGUGUUUGCACUCUGUAUGAGUUGAACCAGUGCUUGGCAGCACUGAAGAACAAGCAAAGCUUUGAAGAACUGAACCUUGGGCCUUUAUGCAAACAGCCCCUUGUGCACAGGAUAUUCAAAGUGCCUUCGACAAUGAAGGAUGAAGAUAUAUUUGAAAUUGAGACGGUGGAUAUUUUGCAGAGCCUCAACACAUAUAGAAGAUCUGUCAGAGCAGCUAAAAUAGAUUUGGCUGAAUUUAUAAAACACCUGGCUGAUCGAUAUCACUGUGAUUCGCCAUACGAUCUUGGCAUCAGAAUUACCAGCAUUGGCCUUCCGUUAUCGACAUUGACGAAAUCUGCAAACAGUGAGCGCAGUGCUUUGGAAGCAGCAAGAAAUCGUAUUCAGCGAGAAAUAGAGGAGGAAGUACAGAGUCGGAUGAACAAAGUUAAGAGGAACCUGCUUGACCCCGCUAGUGGACCACAGCUGUAUUCAAGCAGUGGCUGCCUGGAUCUCCGCAAACAGUACGCCACAAACUCGGCAGCAGACGCAGUUCUUCAGGUCUUCAUGAAUGCAAAGGAGGUUUUCAGUGAGAAAAUGGCUAAGUAUAUCCAGGACUUUCUGGUGAAGGUGGGUGAUAAUCGCUUGGCCCGAUCACUUUUUCAACUUGCCAUUUGCUGUGGUUCUCUGGAAGCUCCUCGAGACUUGGUGGCUAAAGAGAAGCCAAAUCAGCCAACAAUGAAUGCAUCAGGGGACCAAGGAACUCCACUUCCAAGUGAAGGAUCCGUAAGAGAAUAUUUGCAGAAGAAUCUCUCCGCUGUCACUGUGUCUUUGAAUCUAGCCUAUUUAUCUCGGCUAGAGAAAAGGUUGGUCGAAGAAUUCAAGUUGAAGGGCUUUGUUGCCCUGGGACAUGGCACAUUCCUGGAGUAUCUGGUGAAGCACUCUCAGCUGCUGGAAGAAGCUGCGGGGGGCAUCCUGUUCCUGCAGCCACAAAGCGCCCGAAACUGUGGCUUCCAACCCAGCCACCAGGACGUGUACGAGUUCAUCAGGCAAUGUGGGACCCUUCAGGAGAGCAUGUUUCCAGCAAUUGAAGCUGCUUUAAGAAGUCAGUUCAUGGUGAAGGACGUCAAGGAAUUUGGUCUCGGAGCAUUAUCCAAUCUGGUGAAAAUGGUGCAACGUCAAGCCAAGUCCCACAGUGACUAUAAUAGUUUCCAAAGUUUGGUGUUGUAUGAAGCCACGCUCUUUGUUAACGAACCCAGUUAUUGCAACACCGAAGCAAAUAAUUCAGUGGGUCUGCUUGGGGACCUGAGUAAGCAGCAGGCUUUGAUAUGUCUGCUGAAUACCCCUCUACUGGAGGAUCUCGCCGAAUGGUCACAAUGGGAGCUGGUGUUCCAGCCACAGCAUGGUUCACUGAAGGACUUCAUCGAAAGAAACUGCAGCGAAAAAGCGACUCAGCUUGGUGUAGGAGGGUCAGCUGUGCUGAAUGACUUGAUCGCCAUGGAAGUGAAGCCAGGCGUGCUCCUGAGGCUCACCACUCAAACCAACCCUGACCUCUUUGCUCAGGCUGUUAGGUCACAUGACCCCAUAGGGACAGCAGGCCACUUGGUUUCCAUAGUAACUGCAGACGGAUUAAGGAAUGCUCCCUUAUCCUUACUAGCCAAUCACGUGGAAUCUGCUUUGGCGAUUUUGGGAAGUUUAGAAGAAACGAACUUGGAGACUGAAAGCCGAUCGCCACAUCGAGCUGCCAAAUUUAUUAUUGAUUGUCUUGUCAGGAUUCCAAUAAGACUUUGCAAAUCACUUUUACAGAAGGUCUUCCUAGAACCAUUUUCCAGAGUCGUUGGGCAGUCUGAAUCUAAGGAAAUCCUUCUGCAAACAGCAGAAGGUUCCUUCCGGAAUCUAAGCCGACUGCAUGAACUGGGAAUUCUUCUGGGAAUCACAGAAUGGAGGAGGCACUAUCAUUCCAAACUGGGUUCUGCCCACCUUGUUUCCAUUGCAUCACAAACCUUAAAGACGACAGAUUCUGUGUCGCAGAGUAGUAGAUCUUCAUUCAUGAGCUUGAGUGAUGAUGAAGCUGGUAAUAUUACUGUCCCUGAAUCAGAAGUCGACAUUGGAUCUGAAAGCACAUCUGCCAGUUCAGUGGCUGAAGAUGAUGUUGGUGACAAAUUUGUGCUUGCUGAUGAAGCAAACGACUUGCCAAUAUCUGAGGAGAAGCCUCCUGAGCCUGGAGAUGACUCGACUCUCUCAAAUGUUGUUCCGUCUGAUCCGGCUGAUGUAGCAAAGCGUGAAGAGUGCUCGCUGGAUGGAGCUAACGAGGAGGACAACCUGCGCAAGUCAAUCAUUGACGACAUCAGGAAAAAUGAAUUUGGCAUUGGGAUUGAGCUGAACGACGAGGGGAAGAAGCUAAUGCAAGUUCAUCAGAAUCGAUUAGGGCGAAGCCUUGCACGCUUAUCUACAGAGCUGUAUAGUAAAGACACACAUUUUGUCCUGGAACUGAUACAGAACGCUGAUGACAACAGUUACCCACCAUUUGAUGACGAUACGACUGCCAGCCUGCUGUUCGUGGUGGAAAGGGACUGUAUCAUUCUCCUCAAUAAUGAAUGUGGUUUCGAGGAGAAGAAUAUCCGAGCGAUCUGUGACGUUGGCUGCAGCACUAAAGGGAAGCACAAAUACGGCUACAUAGGCCAGAAAGGCAUCGGAUUUAAGUCGGUCUUCAAAGUUACGGACACCCCAGAAAUUCACUCUAAUGGUUUCCAUAUCUGCUUCGACAAGCUCAGUGGCCCAAUGGGAUACAUCCUUCCCCACUGGAUCGACGAUAAAAGACCUGUGGACUUGAUGGGGUCGGAUGCAGAGAAGGCAAGAUGGACAACAAAGAUUGUUCUUCCACUCAAACCGCAGAACCAACAAAUGCAAAACCUGUUCCAUGACAUUGACCCGUCGUUGCUGUUGUUCCUCCAUAGACUUCGCUCCAUUACCAUCAUUAACAAGGUAAAGGGCCAAGAUUUCUUAGUAACUCGGACGGAUCUUGGUGACAACAUAUUAGAAGUGAAACACAAGACUGGAAUUGAUCACUGGCUGGUAGUCAAGAGUACUCUUGAUACAAGAAAGAUUAAAGACAACGUGGAAUGCACCGAACUGGCUCUUGCCUUUAAACUCGAUAGUGACAAGAGGAACCAGGGACUGAGGAGUAAACCAGAGAAGCAGCCUGUGUUUGCCUUUUUGCCUUUGAGGAGCUUUGGCUUCCGCUUCAUAAUACAAGGUGACUUUGAUAUCCCAUCUUCCCGUGAAGAUAUUGAUCGUGACAGCCCGUGGAACCAAUGGCUUCGAUCUGAACUGCCCCACCUGUUCCUGAAAGCCAUGGAAACUUUCAGUAGCCAUCCCAAUUUUGAAGGUUUGGAAGGUCUCUGCCAUUUCUUGCCAUUCAUUCCAUUACCAGAUGAGAUUUUGGAUUUCUUCCGACCUGUUGCUGGGCAAAUUAUUCAGAUCCUUAAAGCAAAAUCCUGUUUGCCGACAGCAGAAGAUAAAGAUGGCAAAAUUGAAUACAGAUUGCCCUCCCAGAUUGCAGUGACACAUGAUAUAUUGAUACAAGAGGUGAUUACCCCGGAGCUGUUGCAGAAGCACCUGAACUUGGCUUACCUGAACCCUGCUGUGCGGUCCGCUCUCACCCCUGCCCUGGUGUCGGCACUUGGUAUUCACAAACUCAGCAGUGCCGAUAUCAUUGCCGUCACCAAAGCCAUUGCCAAGGAGGUUGCAGAGACCACUUUGAUAUUCACUGAUGAGAAGAUGAAGAGAAUUGCAAAGCUCCUGGUUUGCAUUUACCGAAGCCUUGAACAAGAGUAUGGGAAUGUGGAUCAGUACUUCGAGGAUCUAAAAUCGGUGCCACUCAUUCCUCUUGCUGAUGGAAGCAUGGCUUCACGGAAAGAUCAAGCCAUAUUUUUCCCCCUUUACGAUAAAGAGAAUGAGCAGUUUGCAAAACCGACCUCAGGUAUGCGGGACCUCUAUCUGGAUCUAAAAACUGUUCACCCCAGUGUGCUUACCUGUCUUGACAAUCUGGGUAACUCUCAAGUUCGAAAACUUCUUGAAAAAAUGGACGUUCAUUACCUUAAACCGGACAAAGUCAUGUAUGAGCACAUCCUACCCAUCUUAAAGGAACAAAAAUGGAAGAACAAGCCUCAAGGGAUUGUGAUCAGCUACAGUGUCUUCCUCAAGAUGUACUGCCAGGAAAAUGAACUCCAGCAGUUCAAACCAUACCUCCCCGUCCUCACCAACAAGGGCUUCUUCUGCCCAUUGCAAGUUAACGUCAACUUUACGCGUGACUACAAGAAUGCUAUCAAUCUACCCGUGGAUCUUCCAGGUGUGGACUGGGUGCUGUUAGACUCCUGUUACCUCAGGACAGACAACGAUUCCGAAGGAUGGAGGCUGUUUUUCAGUUCACUUGGCGUGCAGGACUCUUUUAUUUUUCAAAAGAAAAGAUGUACCUUCACAAAACAACAACUGGCCUCUGGCCCCUGGGCACCUGUCUAUGAAUGUUGGCCCAGCACGGUGGAUGAUGUGUACGUUGUGGACGAUUAUGUCUGUGAGGAGCUUCACAGGCUCUUAACAGUGGAUUUGUCAGAAAAUUUAAAAUGGAGACAGAGAGUAAACCUACUCAGACUUCUCGACAGAAACUGGGAUGCCGGAUCUAGAUUAUCUCAGUACUGCUCAGCGAGAGUCUUUAACAGCCAGGAUAAAGUGCUGAGGAAUGAUUUAGAUUCUUCAUUUGCAAUUUACCUGAAAACCUUACCGUGGUUGCCCUCCAAAAGUCCUGCCGCGGACAGCUCUGAAUUCUGCAGUGCCUACCUGCGCCCUAUUGAGGUAUACCUGAGCUCACAAAAUUUGCUGGAGCUCUUGGCGAACAGCGUGAGCUACGUGUGUUGCGAUCUACUUGAGCAGAGUACCUUUGCCUCUUUCAUCGGUAUUAAAACCUCCAUAACUGUGGAGAUGAUGUUGAACCACUUCAAGCUGUGGUGCGUGAAAAGUCCGCCAAGUGAAUCUGGUGAACUGGUGGGUGCAGAAUUCCGCACAACAGCGGACCAUAUCUACAGGGUGUAUGACUACUUGGGAAGAAACUGCAGUCACAAUCAGCUGAAAGAGAUGUUUGAACGCUACCCAGCUGUGUUUGUGUCCAACAGCAGUGAAAGUGGAAAAUUCUACCACCUGAAAGAGGUAUGUUGGAAUGAUCCAACUAGAAUGUUCCUGCGCUACAAAGACAAAAUCCGCGAAGCGGGAGGGUCAUUCCAGGAACCGCGUCUACUUGCUCCAUUUUAUGGUCUAAGGGAAGACCUGAAGGAUCUGUUUCAAAAGAGUCUGAAUGUAGAGAAAAUACCAUCUAUGCGACACUAUGUAGACCUGCUUGUAUUGAUAUGUGGUACGAUGUCGUUGCCUGAAAAUUCUGUCCUGCAUGAUGUGUCUGUGAUUUAUGCAAUUCUAGCUGAGAAGUGCUGCAAGUAUAACGACUUUGAUGACUCAGUCGAACUUAUAUCCCGCUACUGCCAGACACUGAAAGGAAUGAUUAAAGAGGAGAGGAUAUUUCCUGCCAAGGAUAAUCGCUGGGUCUCCCUGGCCAGCUGCCCUCUCAUACCAGAUGAUAAGCACUUGGAGCGCAUAUUUAAAGCACAUUCUCUGUGUCUGCUGACUGUACCCGCUGCAGAGAGGAACCGUCAGCCCACCAGGAGCAGCAAGCAAGAGAUCCGAUUUAAUGAGGAAGAUCGCAACUUGUUUUUUGAAAUCUGCGGUGUGCAGCGACUUUCCAGUUGCAUCACUGUAGAAGCCCAGACCGAGGAUUUCAGACCUUGUCCUCGUGUCCAAAACUUUGUCCGUUCUCUCACUCCAUUCAUCCAGAGAUGGUUUUAUCACCGCACCGACUUGUAUGAAGAACUACAAGGCAAUAAUAUUGUUGCAACUCUCAAAUCCAUGGCUUUCUACCAGGUUGGUAAGCUGUAUCUCUAUUAUCAACUGACCUUGCCCGAUGCUGACCCUGUGUUUGAGAGAGAGGAUAUUGUUUGUCACCUGAAGAGUAAGAAGACCUUUUAUAUUCAGAAAGAUCACAUCACUUCGCAUAUCGAUAUCUGCAGAGAGAUUGUAAAAUUGUUUAGUCUUGACAAUAAGGAACUUGAAAAGGAACUGGAACGCUUUCUACAAAGUCUCAUCUCUUGCUUUGAGGAUUCAAAAGCACUGCAGAAGUUGUUGAAGAAGGAAGAUGUUGCUGAGUUGCCCGAAGGCGAAGAGGAGUGGGAAAUACCUCUGGCAGCCGAGAUAAAGGCAGAGCCACGAUUUACAGAGAAAACAGCCACUCAGAUGCAAGCGCAGAUUCCAGUCGGUACAGAAAACCACAAGAACAAAGACAACAGUGCUGACGGAGAGCGGACGCUGGCCAGCUGGCCUCCCAAGUCAUCCCUUCAUGCUUAUCCUGACGCAGUACCGAACAAAGCAGUCGACGCGGUGAUGAAGAUGUGGCCGCCUCCAGCACCCCCGUCUGAUACUGGCGAUAAAGGCGAUAAGGUGCCUUCUGGUAGCCACCAGCACCCUCCACGCCCAGCUGGUCAAGGUAACGUUGGAGCCACCACAAGCCCAAAGCCCAGUGCAGAUCAAAUGCAGCCACCGGAGCUACAGAACGGCCAGAACCACCCCUCGCACACAGCCCAUGCUGGUCCACCAGCAACCCUGGAACCAAAGGUGGAUCCUGUCCAGACCAAACCAGCUUGCCUGCAGCCCGCCGACAGCAAAACAGGAGAUGGUUUGCCUGCUGAUAAUGAGAAACACUCAGGCCAGGAAACGUCAGUGUCCAAACCGGGAACCAACCGGAACCAAUACAACGGAGUGGCUGCCAGUGCUUUCCGGCCAGCCAUUCCCCUGGAUGCUCCGGUGUGGCAGAAGGAGCAGCCCCACGAGGAGGCGCUGGAGGAGCUGGUGAUACACAGUACGGUGGAACGGCCGCAGGCGGUCAUCUUCAGCGAGGACAAGAUAGAUAAGCGAGCCAUCGGAGAAUGGGGGGAGCGCCUGGUUCACGGGUUCUUGAUGGACUGGAAGGAGAGCGCCAGCGAGCUGAAGCCGAUUUCUGUGAAUUGGGUGAAUGAGAAGGGCGAGAGUGGGCUGCCCUAUGACUUCAGGGUGGUGUUUACGUCCGUGAGCCAGGGACAGAUGGACACCUUCAUAGAGGUUAAAUCCACCAGCAAAGCUGACAAGAACUACGUACAGCUCUCAGCCCAAGAAGUGGACCUGGCCCUAAAAUUCAAAGAUUGUUACCACCUGUACCGUGUUUAUAAUGCAGGAGACUCUCUGAAUGUAAAGCUGUGUCAAAUUAAAAACCUGGCACAGUGCCUGCAUACAAAGCAGCUUGAACUGUUCCUCUAUAUGUAAGUUACUUUGCACUGACUUGGGGGAAAUGUUUGUCCCACUCAAAAUGCUUUUAAUUAUUUUUUUAAGUAAGAAAGCAUAUAGUGACGGAGGAUUAAGAAAAAUAUCACUGGUGAGAGAUUGUUAGUAUAUUUUUUAAACUUUUAUUUCCAGAGGAGAAAAGAUGUUUUAAAAUGUGGAGAAUUACUGUACAAUUUUAGCUUUUCAAACCUUUUAUUAUAUCAUGUAGCUGUGAUAAUGUUUGGAAUAAAUUAUCAUAAAUUUAAUUGAUUAGCUUUGUUUACACAUGUACGUCAACCAACACAGUCCGAGGAUGUACUGGGGGCAGCCCACAAAUGUCGCCAGGCUUCUGGCGCCAUAACUCAUACAUCUUUGGAAUGUGCAAGGAAACCCACACAGUCAUAGGGACAAAUUCCUUUCAGACAAGAGCAGGAAUUGAACCCAAGUCAAUGUUCCAAU